UACCUCGUUCUGCAUCCAGCUUCUUGGCGUGAAGAGGAAAGAUACAGACAGCGAGAUUUGUCGCUCGCGCUCGUGCUCGCAGCUCUGUUUGAAAUAACGCGGAUUACAUUGAACACUGCAGUCACUCGACAAAAGUAUGCAAAUCAUUCAAGAUACCGAGUUUUACUCCGCUGCAUUUGUAAUAUUAUCAACCAGCCGGUUUAGCGUUGUGAUUUAAGGCUGGUCGUUAGAUGCGAUAUGCGCGGAUACCGGGUCACGCACUAUUCAAUUCGGUACAAGACUCCGCACCCUCCUGAAUGUAAUUACAAUCCUUGAGGCCGCUUGACAGUACUUCCGCGCUCGCGAUACCACAUACGAGAUAAAACAGGAAGAAACUGGGCCAGGAGUGGGCGUCGGCGUCUUAUCGUGAUACUCGCAGGAUUUAAGGAGCCUCCUGUAGCCCACGACAUCAGUAGUAAUUCGAUUGUAGCACGUCCCCGUCAUUGGCCGGACUUGCACGCGCGAGGUUUGCAACUAGUACGAUGGUACCGAGCCUGCCGUGGAGACAAAUUGUCGUUCUCGUCGCACUGUGGCGAUCCGCGUACUCGGAACGAUGGGAGAGCGGGCUGCGGCAGCGGUAUGACGGCUACGGAGAGGACUGGAUGUUCAUGCCGGACGGUAACGGGCAGCCUCAGGUAGCGGUACUGAAGGUCCAAGACAGCGGGACGAGAGGCGUGUUGGACGGCUCGGAGAUAUCUUACAUAAUUUAUACCCGCUCCGGCCCGGAAGCAGGCACGCGUAUGACCCUGAACGACACCGCGAAUCUCGUCAGUUCCGACUUCAAGCCAUCGCGCAAGACAAAAUUCAUCACGCACGGCUGGAAGUCGAGCGCCAUGAGCGCCGGUCCCGUUAAGUUGAAAGAAGCUUUCCUCACCCACGGUGACUACAACGUCAUCAUUGUGGACUGGGAACCGUUGGCCGCGAGUACCUUUUACCUGGGCCCGAUGCACAACACCGUAAGGGUCGGGGCCGACGCCGCUAACUUCAUCGACUUCUUGGUGCGGGAGGCCGGGCUGAAAACGAAAGACGUUCACUUUAUCGGUCAUUCCCUGGGGGCGCACGUGGCCGGGAACGCCGGCAGUGCGACGACUUCUGGAAAGCUGAGCCGAGUAACAGGUUUGGAUCCAGCGUUACCGGGUUUCCACAUGUUCGCCUCUGAGAAAACUCGGCUGGACCCUACGGACGCGGUAUUCGUCGACGUCAUACACUCCUGCGGAGGUGUGCUGGGCUUCUUUCAGCCGCUGGGCAAAAUCGACUUUUAUCCAAACGCCGGCACGGCGAUUCAGCCCGGGUGCUGCUGCGUCCCCGAGAUGAUGGAGGCAUGCAGCCACGGACGGUCGUACGCGUAUUUCACAGAGAGCAUCAACUCGAGAACAGGGUUGUUGGCCAUCAAAUGUGACAGUUGGGAUUCGUAUAUAGGCGGCAAAUGCGCCAAUUCGCAGACAGUUCUCCUGGGGGAGCACGUCGACAAGACCGCUAACGGCCUGUUCUUCCUCAGAACUAGAUCGAGUGCACCUUACGCAUACACGUCAGAAGUAGUCGAUAAUAAAAUUUGAAGAACAAUUUCCUCUUCCCCCUUCCCGAGUGUCGAGUCACGUA
Molecule: messenger RNA, 1638 nt
Organism: Harpegnathos saltator (Jerdon's jumping ant)
Lineage: Eukaryota; Metazoa; Arthropoda; Insecta; Hymenoptera; Formicidae
Product: pancreatic triacylglycerol lipase
Exons: 5
Coding region: 522-1595 (357 amino acids)
Biological process (GO): lipid catabolic process
Molecular function (GO): serine hydrolase activity; lipase activity
Source: RefSeq, a predicted model, not a curated record